Messenger RNA from Eupeodes corollae, 3631 nucleotides. It is a transcript of the gene Grip, whose product is annotated as glutamate receptor-interacting protein 2. The record is from RefSeq and is a predicted model, not a curated record. Bases 681 to 3617 code for a protein of 978 amino acids. The transcript has 10 exons. NCBI's taxonomy places the organism in Eukaryota, Metazoa, Arthropoda, Insecta, Diptera, Syrphidae. Gene Ontology annotation, molecular function: protein binding. Gene Ontology annotation, biological process: neurotransmitter receptor transport, endosome to postsynaptic membrane.
ACGCACCAAUAUACUAUACAGUGCGUUUUUUCGCUUCCCCCAAUUGGAAAAUUCAUCGUUCUUUAUUUUGAAAUGUGCAACGUUCGAAUUGAAUCUUUUGAAUUUUCAGUUUCAUUUGUACGAUACUCGUCGUUGAAUACGGAUUGCUCUAUAGGAUUCGGAUACCCUCAAAAUAUUCAAAGUUUCUAGGCCGUAUACCUACAUAAAUACGUGUGUACGCAAUACAACGACAACAACAACGCGAUGGACGGUGAGGCGACACGGUACGCGUCUUAAAAUAGACUUCGACACAUAAUAUAUACUUAGUUUUUGUUUUAUUUUCAUUUUCCUUGUAUCUUUUGGAUUGCAAAAAUCAAAGAUUUUAACUAAACAUGAAUUUGUUUUCAAUGAAAAAUAAACCUAAAUUUUAAGUGAAUGAUUUUCAAAUAAUGUCGCAAUCGAAAAAAUAGUAAAGUUUGUUUCAAACGUAUCAGCACACACCGCCGCGUGCCGUGGUAAAAAAAUAGAGCGAAAAAAGUUUAAAAAUAUGUCUAAAAUUUGGGGAAAUAUAGCUAUUGAAAGAGGCUGAAAAAGCAAUGAAAUUGUGAAACAGUGUAAACCGAAGGAAUAUAAAAUAAAAUAAAAUUUAUCUCAAAACAUAUAGUAUAUACUCGUAUAAACCAAAAAGAAAAAUUAUUGAAAUGAAGCUUUGGAAGUCAAAAAAAGCCAUCAGCUGUGUUCCCGGUAAAUCCAGCAACAGUAGUAACAGUGGCAGUAGCUCCACCAAAAGUGAGGAGAAAUAUGACUCUAAUGGAAUACCGUUAUUGCCGAUUGUUGGGGUUGAAAGAGCCAUGUCUCCGGCCCAAUCAGAGGAUAGUGGAUUAGCUCCUGAACGUGGAUCGACGUAUGCAACAAUCUCCUUGCCUCGGGAAAAUGCCGCUCAAAAUAUGGGAAUCACUUUUGCAGAACGGAACGAUCUGUCGUAUCCACCUGUCAUUGGAACCCUAAGCCCACUGGGUCAUGCGGCCGAUUUCCUGGCGCCUGGCGAUCGCAUCCAUCAAGUGGAUGGCAUCUCGACGAUCGGUCUUAGCAAUCAACACAUAAUGAGUAUGUUGUGCCAUGGUGAUGGGCCAGCUGUAGUUGAGAUUGAAUACUCCCUGCCCGAAUAUCUGUCUCAGAACAGUCUUUGCGUCACUUCAAAGCUGGCGCAAAUCACAGUGGAACGUGAAAGUGGUUGCUUGGGAUUGACGUUACGUGGUGGCAGCGAUUACCCUUUGAUUGUUACUCACGUUCGGCCACAUGGACCUGUUUUUAAAACAGGUCGAAUAAAACCAGGUGAUCGUUUGUUGCGCGUUGACAAUAUUUCCUUGAUUGGCAAAACUUUGGUCGAAGCACAAUCGAUUAUCAAGUGUGGUGGACAUGUAUCGGGAUACACUAAUCUUACCAUUGAGUAUGACGUCUCAGUGAUGCAGAGUGUUGAGUUUUCGAUGGGACCCUUGUUAAUUGAAAUUGAGAGGCCAAUGAAUGAUAAACUGGGAGUCGUGCUAUGUAAUUAUUCAUCGACAAUGCUAAGCGAUCGUUCGAAAAUCGAUGAAGUCAGUCAGGCUGCUGUUUACAUUGCAAGCAUACUACCAGCAAGUAUAGCAGAUCGAUGUGGUGCACUUUCCGUGGGCGAUCAAAUUCUCUCCAUAGACGACACAAUCAUCGAGAACACCGCAUACAGUCCGGACGAAGUGAUGACACUGUUAGAUAGCACAACGGGCCGUGGUUUUACACAAAUGCAAAUUUUACCAGCUCACGCAGUAGCCAGAAGAGGUCACAAUCUCGGAAGUCCAAAAUAUGGAUUCAACACACUUGAGUCAAGAAAAUCCCGUCAAAGACAACGAUUCGCCCGUAAGAGUUCACUGCCCCUUGAAUCUAGUAAUGCAGGCACGAUGCAUUCGAGCAUUGGCAUUUGUCGUGCCGAGACAUUUCAAGUCGUAUUAGAUUGUACACAUGGAUCUGGAAUUAUACUCGGGGCAACAACAUCGUGUGGAAAAGCUGUGACCAUAGCACAAAUUGUUUCGGAUUCAGUGGCUGAUCGUAGUGGCUGUAUUCAAAAAGGCGAUCGCAUAAUUGCGGUGAACAAGAUGUCUUCGCUUGAGGUGAAUACAAUACGGCAAUUGUUAGGGGACGUUGGUCCCCGACCACCGGGCUAUCAAGGCGCCAAUUGGAUAGAACUGGAAAUUGAAUUUGACAUGUCUGAUGCUGUUGUGCCCUCCAGUGGUGUCUUCAAUGUAAAACUACCCAAGACAGGCAAGGGAGGCAUGGGCAUCAGUGUGAAUGGGUCAAGUCACAAUGGUUUUGUUAUAUCCGAGGUUAAGCCGGGAAGUCUGGCUCAUCGAACGGGAUCGGUAAGGGCUGGUGAUGUUCUCCUUGCAGUUGAUAAUCAUCCCCUACAGCAUUUCAAUGUUGAUGCCAUGCUUAAAGAAGGUGGCAAAAAUGAGUACACCACUCUGACAAUCAAACGAAACCUUCUGCCAGACUUUUUGUUUGAUGCACAGCAAAAAAUCAAUCCUAUUUAUAGUAAUUGUGGAACUACUAGCGACCACGAGAUUUACGGUAGCUAUGCUUCAAAGUAUGGUGAAGCUGUCAAAUAUAACGAUUGCAUUUCCAUAAAAUCAACUACUCCACAACCCGAGUAUUUUCGAGCUGAAGAUUCGUAUAAUUCCAGUUCGGUUCAGAUUCGGCAACAUCCUAGUUGGGCCUUGAAAAGUCCAUCGACUCCGCCUUCCAUUGGUCGAACAUUUGGAGCUGAAAAUACAGUCAGUUUGACGACAGAAAUGCCUGACGAUACGUACAAUGAUUUGAGCCCAUAUGAUCUGGAUUAUCCAAAUGAAAGAUUUGCGAGCUCUAUUUAUGCGAACAGUCCCGACUGUAUGGCAAUUCCCCCGCCCAUGGAGAGUAAAAUAUAUGGAACUUCCCACCAUCAAACAAUAUUCACAGUUCGAUUAGAACCAAAAGGUGGCCUUCUGGGCAUAACACUAGCUGGAAGUGAAGAAACGAGCAGUCCAAUAUCAAUUAGUGGCAUGGUUGAAGGUGGCAUAGCAUACAAAACUGGUCAACUUCAAGUGGGAGAUCAGUUGCUUGCCAUCAAUGACGAAUCAGUUCAAGGAAUGCCACUUUCUUAUGCCACAAAAAUGCUACAAAAGCUUAGUGAAAUUGUUGACCUUAAAAUUCUUCGACAACAAGAGUCUUCCAAUGCUUACAGUUUGGACACAGCUUCAUCAAGUAAUCCACAACCACAAGUCAUUUAUGCCAAAGUUCAGCGCAGACCCCGAAGUCCCUCGAGCGGUGAAGAUGUGUCGAAUACAAACAAUAAGGACAGUAAACAUCGAACUUUUCAUGUGACACUCUACAAAGACAAGGUUUACGACGACUACGGAUUCUCCAUUUCCGAUGGUUUGUACGAAAGGGGUGUCUUUAUCAAUAGAAUCCGUUCUGGAGGACCAGCUGAUAUGUGCUCUAUGCUGAAGCCAUUUGAUCGAAUAAUGCAGGUAAAUGAAAUGAAGACCCAGGACUUUGAUUGUUGUCUGACAGUGCCCUUAAUUGCUGCAGCUGGAGAUAAAAUAGAUUUAAUUAUACAACGAUCAGAAUAAAAAAAUCAAAAUUU